This is a messenger RNA of Talpa occidentalis (Iberian mole), 5311 nucleotides long. RefSeq names its product ceruloplasmin. Gene Ontology annotation, molecular function: copper ion binding; oxidoreductase activity. The record is from RefSeq and is a predicted model, not a curated record. The transcript has 19 exons. Bases 269 to 3541 code for a protein of 1090 amino acids. NCBI's taxonomy places the organism in Eukaryota, Metazoa, Chordata, Mammalia, Eulipotyphla, Talpidae. Gene Ontology annotation, biological process: iron ion transport. Gene Ontology annotation, cellular component: plasma membrane.
GUACAGAGUUAUGCAGACUCUAGGGCCUCCAAUAACAACUGCUGACGUUUUAUCUGUAAUCAGAGAAGCCUGGCGACAUAAAACUUUUUUUUCUGGAUUUACGAGAACUGAACUGAAGUGGAAAAUGUUAUUUACUUUAACGAAACAAUUUGUUCUUGUGCAAUAUUAAAUUGUGUCAAUCAAGCAAAUAAAGGAAGAAAGCCUUAUUUAUAAAUUUGCCUGCUUCUGAUUUCAUUUCAGUGCUUCUCAAGCUCCAAGAAGAUAAAAAAUGAAGAUUUUGCUGUUUGGCACUUUUCUACUUCUAUAUAAUAAUUUAGCCUGGGCAAAAGAGAAGCAUUAUUACAUUGGAAUUAUUGAAACAAAUUGGAACUAUGCUUCUGACAGUGGGGAAAAGAAACUUAUUUCAGUUGACAGAGAACAUUCCGACACCUACCUCCAAAGUGGACCAGAUAGAAUUGGACGAGUAUACAAGAAAGCCAUUUAUCUUCAGUACACAGAUGGGUCCUUCGGGACAACCAUAGAAAAACCUGACUGGCUGGGGUUUUUAGGUCCUAUUAUCAAAGCUGAAAUUGGAGAUAAACUUUAUGUACAUUUUAAAAACUUUGCUUCUAGGCCCUAUACUUUUCAUCCACAUGGAAUAACUUACUAUAAGGAACAUGAGGGCGCCCUCUACCCUGAUAAUACUACAGAUUUUCAAAAAUCAGAUGACAAAGUAAAUCCAGGUGAGCAGUAUACAUACAUACUGCAUGCCAAUCAGGAACAAAGUCCAGGUGAGGAAGACGGCAAUUGUGUGACCAGGAUUUACCAUUCCCACAUUGAUGCUCCAAGAGAUAUUGCCUCAGGACUCAUUGGACCUUUAAUAAUUUGUAAAAAAGAUUUCCUAGAUAAAGAAAAAGAAAAAAAUAUUGACCAAGAAUUCGUGGUGAUGUUUUCUGUGGUGGAUGAAAAUCUCAGCUGGUACCUAGAAGACAACAUUAAAACCUUCUGCACUGAACCAGAGAAAGUUGACAAAGACAAUGAAGAUUUCCAGGAGAGUAACAGAAUGUAUUCUGUGAAUGGAUACGCUUUUGGCAGUCUCCCGGGACUCUCCAUGUGCGCAGGGGACAGAGUGAAGUGGUAUCUUUUUGGUAUGGGUAAUGAAAUAGACAUACACGCAGCUUUCUUCCACGGACAAACGCUGACUAACAAGAACUACCGCGUUGAAACACUCAAUCUCUUUCCUGCCACUCUUGUUGAUGCUGUCAUGGUGGCUCAGAAUCCCGGAGAAUGGAUGCUUAGCUGUCAGAAUCUAAACCAUCUGAAAGCUGGCUUGCAGGCCUUUUUCAAGGUCCAAGACUGUAACAAACCUUCUUCAGAGGACAAUAUCCAAAGGAAACAUAUUAGACAUUACUACAUUGCUGCCGAAGAAAUCAUCUGGAACUAUGCACCUUCUGGCUUAGAUGGCUACACCCAAGAGAAUUUAACAGCACCUGGAAGUGCUUCAGAGGUAUUUUUUGAACAAGGUCCAGCAAGAAUUGGAGGUUCUUAUAAAAAGCUGGUUUAUCGUGAGUACACAGACGCCACCUUCACAAAUCGAAAAGAAAGAGGCCCUGAGGAGGAACAUCUUGGCAUCCUGGGUCCUGUCAUUUGGGCAGAAGUGGGAGACACCAUCAGAGUCACCUUUCAUAACAAAGGAGGACAUCCCCUCAGUAUUGAGCCUGUUGGAGUGAGAGUAAAUAAGGCCAAUGAGGGCACAUACUAUGCUCCACAUUCCAGCUCCACAAGCAGAAGUGUGCCUCCUUCAGCUUCCCAUGUGGGACCAAAAGAAACAUUCACCUAUGAAUGGACUGUCCCUGAAGAAGUGGGACCCACUUACAAAGACCCUCCCUGUUUAUCUAAGAUGUAUUAUUCUGCUGUGGAUCCCACCAAAGAUAUAUUCACAGGGCUUAUUGGGCCAAUGAAAAUAUGUAAGGAGGGAAGUUUAAUUGAAAAUGGGACACAGAAAGGUGUAGACAGGGAGUUCUAUUUAUUCCCUGCAGUCAUUGAUGAAAAUGAGAGUUUACUGCUGGAUGAUAAUAUUAGAAUGUUUACAACUGAACCUGAUCAGGUGAAUAAGGACGAUGAAGACUUUCAGGAAUCUAAUAAGAUGCACUCCAUGAAUGGAUUCAUGUAUGGAAAUCAACCUGGUCUCAAUAUGUGCCGAGGAGAUUCUGUCGUGUGGUACCUAUUCAGCGCUGGAAAUGAGGCCGAUAUACAUGGGAUUUACUUUUCAGGACACACAUAUUUGUCAAGAGGAGAAAGGAGAGACACAGCAAACCUCUUCCCUCAAACAAGCUUUACACUCUUCAUGCAGCCAGAUACUGAAGGGACUUAUAACCUUGAGUGCCUCACAACUGACCACUACACAGGUGGUAUGAAGCAAAAAUAUACUGUGAAUGUGUGCGGGUAUCCUUCUGAGGAGUCAAACUUCUACUACGAAGAGAGGACCUACUACAUUGCCUCGGUAGAGGUGGAAUGGGAUUAUUCUCCAAGCAGGGAAUGGGAAAAGGAGCUACAUCAUUUGCAAGAGCAAAAUGUUUCAAAUGCAUUUUUAGAUAAGGAAGAAUUUUACAUCGGUUCAAAGUACAAGAAGGUUGUAUAUCGGCAAUACACUGAUAGCACAUUCAGAGUUCCAGUGGAGAGAAAAGCUGAAGAAGAACAUCUGGGAAUUCUAGGUCCACAACUUCAUGCAGCUGUUAGAGACAAAGUUAAAAUUAUCUUUAAAAACAUGGCCACAAGACCCUACUCAAUUCAUGCCCACGGGGUGAAAACGGACAGUUCCACAGUCACUCCAACUUUACCAGGUGAGACUCGCACUUAUGUAUGGAAAAUCCCAGAAAGAUCUGGAGCUGGAAUAGAGGACUCUGCUUGCAUACCAUGGGCUUACUAUUCAACUGUGGAUCAAGUAAAGGAUCUCUAUAGCGGAUUAAUUGGCUCACUGAUUGUUUGUCGGAGACAUUUCAUUCAAACUUUCAAUCCCAUAAAGAAACUGGAAUUUUCCCUUCUGUUUUUAGUUUUUGAUGAGAAUGAAUCUUGGUACUUGGAUGACAACAUCAAAACAUACUCUGAUCACCCUGAGAAAGUAAACAAAGAUGAUGAAGCAUUCAUAGAAAGCAAUAAAAUGCAUGCUAUUAAUGGAAGAAUGUUUGGGAAUCUACAAGGCCUCACAAUGCAUGUGGGGGAUGAAGUCAACUGGUAUCUGAUGGGAAUGGGCAAUGAAAUAGACUUGCACACUGUACAUUUCCACGGCCAUACAUUCAGAUACAAGCACCUGGGCAUUUAUAGUUCUGAUGUCUUUGACAUUUUCCCUGGGACAUUCCAAACCAUACAAAUGUUUCCAAGAGAACCUGGAAUCUGGUUACUCCACUGCCAUGUGACUGACCACAUUCAUGCUGGAAUGGAAACUACAUACAGUGUUCUACCAAAUAAAGCAUCAUCUCAGACUCAUGGGAGGAUAUGGAACAUGAACUAUCCAUUUACAAUUAGCGUGAUUAUUUUUUUCCAAUUAUGUACCAAGGAGUGACUAGGUGAAUAAGGUUGGUUCCUUUCCUUCCUGUAAGUUCAAUUAUUGUAUUCAUCUGAAUAAUUUUCUAACAAUAAGAUGGCAAACAUGAAAUAGGAUGAUGAACUCCAUGCACUGGUUCCCCCAACAUGAAAGAAAACACAGAUCAGCUCUCUAUGCAAGUCUUGUAACUGGGCAAGGCAUGGGUAACUCAAACCAGGGUUAAAAUGAACCAGUCAGAACUCGGUGCAAAGCGGAUUACCCAUAAACUUUUACUUAAUUUUAUCUGUCAAGAAGUUUAAAAAUAAGAAACACCAAACAAUAUAUAUAUUUGGAUAAAAAGUUCCAAGCAGAGUAUUUCCCUUUAUUUUUCAAUAUUGGAAAGUAACUUCUCUCCACCACCAACACAUGUAUUACUUAUUCCCUUCUCUGGUAUAUAUCAUUCACCCUGAGUUGACUUUGCAGUGUUGGAAUUUAGACUUGUCUUCUCUACGUACACAAUCACAAUAGUGACUGUCAAAGGAGGUGACAAGCAAAGUGGGGAGAGGAGUACACGACAGUUUUGGCCAAGGAAAGGGCAUUUAUUUAUUGUAAUUACCUAAAAAACCAAUCUUUUUUCAUGUAAUUUGUAGAUUUUAAUUUUUAUACAUAAAUACUAGUAUAGUGAUUGAAGACAAGAGACAGAGUCGAUCAAAUCUCUGUGGUAGGGGUGAGGUAGGGAAUGCAGGGGCAUCAUACAAUGUUGAAAACAUUCUCCAGGUGAUUCUGAACCUCCCCAUUCCUCUAGGUGAGAACAAAUGAGAUCUGUUUCUUGAAGACAUUUUUUUCUUAAUGACUAAGAUCAGUCAAUCCAAGAUAAUCUAGAAAGAGCCAUGAAAGUUUAGACAGACUGAUGUAUGCUUUUUUCAAUUCUCUGAAAUGGAUUUUUUUUUAAAGAGUUAUUUAUUUAUUUAUACAAGAACCAGGGUACAGGCCAGAUGAGCGGGAGGGUGAGAGGAUUUACCAGAGACAAAGCAGGGAACAGAACAGGCAGGCUGAGGAAAUACACUGCUGAAGAGAGCAGCGGGUGCAACAGGAGAGGUCUGCCAUGCCAUGUGGGACCCUCGCCGGCCGGCCGGGAUCGAACAGGAGCUGCAGAGGCUGCGGACAGCUUCACAAAGCAACCACCUGCGCCACCAGGGGAGGUCCUGGAUUUUAUUUUUUUAACAUAAAGUGCUUUACUUUUUUUUAAGAAAUAGAACUUUGUGCUUUUACUUUUUACUGUUGAUACAUUUUUACUAAAGUAACACUGCAUUGUAACAUUGUAUAGGCUUUGAAUGUGCAUAAUUAAAAAUCAGUAUCUGCAUAUACCAACUUUUAAAAUUCCACUAAAUUUCCAAUUUUAUCCUUCAGUAUACAUUGUACCUAUGUCCCAAUUUAGCAACUAUCUUCCCCCUUCCCUCUGGUAAUCAUUAAUUGGUUUCACAGUAUGAAAGCUUAUUUUUUGUGUUUAGUUCAUGUUUGUUUUUUUCUCUAUAGGUAACAUACAAAUAAAAUCAUAUGGUGUUAGUCUUUCUCCUUCUGGCGUAUUUCACUAAACAUUAAUACCUUCCAUGCCCAUCCAUGUUGUUACAAAUGGCAGGAUUUCAGCUUUUUUUUAAUGGGUGAAUAUUAUUCUGUUGUAUGUAUGUACAUCUUCAUCCAAUCGUUAGUCAGUAGACAGUUUUGUGUUUCCAGUUUUGGCUAUUGUAAAUAAUUUUGCAAUAAAAAUGGGGUGUGUGUCUCUUCAAAUUUAUGCACUUUUCAGGUGAA